CUUUCGAGAAGUCAGGAACGCGAGCCGGAAACCGCAGGCCGCGAAAUGGAGUUCUCCGCGCUCCGCCCGCGGUUCGCUAGCUUGGGUCGUAUUUUUCUCCCUCUUUUCUCUCCAACUCGUCCAAUAAAUCGCAAGAAAACAUCUCCCUUUUGCACCAGAACUUCUGUAGAGCCCCCCACCCCUCCGGAAAGAUCCACAGAGAGAGAGACAGCAAGAGCGAUGGAGAUAGCGGGAGAGAAGCGGGUGCAGAACGUUGUGGUGAUGAGGCACGGGGACCGGAUCGACCACUUCGAGCCGAUGUGGGCGACGCACGCGGCGCGGCCCUGGGACCCGCCGCUGACGGACGGUGGCAAGAUCCGUGCUUGGACCACCGGGAAGAGACUGAGGGCCCUUGGCGUCCCCAUCCACCGCGUCAUCGUCUCCCCCUUCCUCCGCUGCCUGCAGACCGCGACCGAGGCCGUCUCCGCUCUCUGCGCCGUCGUCGACGAUGAAGCCCGCCUCCUCGCCAUGGAGACCCGCCAAGACGUCAUCAUCGAUCCCUCCCGCGUCAAGGUCUCAAUAGAAUAUGGAUUAUGCGAAAUGUUAAAUACACGAGCCAUAGGUGAAGAAUUUACUCCUAAAGAUGGCAUCUGGUUUCCUGAAGUUUCAAAACUCGAAGCUUUGCUGCCAGCCAGAACUAUAGAUCAUUCUGUGGAGCGUAUUUACCAAGAGAUGCCGCAUUGGGACGAGUCUGUUCUUGAUGCAAGAAGUAGAUAUGCGAAUAUCAUUCGGGCUCUUGCUGACAAGUAUCCCCAUGAAAACUUGCUGCUGGUCACACAUGGAGAGGGAGUUGGUGUUUCGGUCGCUUCAUUCCAAAAGGAUGCGGAAGUUUUUGAAGUGGAAUAUUGUGCAUUUUCGCAUCUGCAAAGGCACAUAUCAUUUGAGCCUUCACAGGCCCCUGUUGCUGAAAACUUAAAGUUGCUAACUACGAGUGGCCAGACGGGCAUCUCUUUUCUCUUACAGCUCAAAAUGCCAGAUGGUUUCUAACAACGUGAGCCUGACUCGUUCAUUGCCCCUUCAGUGGGAGAGCUCAUGCUGUGUCAACAUAGCCCUUUUUUGUUUUCCAUUUUCUUUUAAAUCGACAUAGCAGUGCCUCCCCAAGUUACCUUUAGUUUUGUUGUGAUCGUACAUUAGAAAUUCUUCAUACAAAAUUGCAAGACAAUCACUCUUUUGGUGAUUUUAUCGAAGAGUCAACCAGUUCUACGAGGACCUAAAAAUUCUGCUGUUUUCCUUUGCUGGAUGUGAUUUGAA
Elaeis guineensis (African oil palm) is the source of this 1290-nucleotide messenger RNA. Lineage: Eukaryota; Viridiplantae; Streptophyta; Magnoliopsida; Arecales; Arecaceae. The record is from RefSeq and is a predicted model, not a curated record.